Salvia miltiorrhiza (redroot sage) is the source of this 1560-nucleotide messenger RNA. Its product is annotated as chaperone protein ClpC2, chloroplastic-like. Gene Ontology annotation, molecular function: ATP hydrolysis activity; ATP binding. The transcript has 4 exons. Lineage: Eukaryota; Viridiplantae; Streptophyta; Magnoliopsida; Lamiales; Lamiaceae. Gene Ontology annotation, cellular component: cytoplasm. Gene Ontology annotation, biological process: cellular response to heat. The record is from RefSeq and is a predicted model, not a curated record. The coding region runs from base 1 to 1560 and encodes 519 amino acids.
AUGGCGAGGCAGGGACAGCUGCAGAAGUAUGCAACUAAUAUGACUUUGAUGGCUGAGAGCCUGAGAUGGUACGGAAAGGUGGAUGCGGUAAUUGGAAGAGAGCAGGAGAUGGAGCAAUUAAUACAAGCUUUGUUGAAGAGACGGAAGAGCAACGCCUGUCUCGUCGGCGCCGCCGGCGUCGGCAAAACCGCCAUUGUUGAAGGGCUCGCUCUCAAAAUUGCUCAAGGCUCAGUUCCGGAUAAGCUCAUAGGAAAGAUGUGCAUUGGCGCUACAACGCUGGAGGAAUACACGCGAUACAUAGAAGGAGAUGCAGCAUUAAAGCGCAGAUUCGAGAGCAUACACGUGCGUGAGCCAUCGAGAGACGAAACCCUAACUAUGCUCAAGGGCGUAAUUCACAAAUACGAGACUCAUCACGGCGUCAAGUAUGCUGAAACGGCCGUCAUCUCCGCCGUCGACUUGUCCAAACGCUACCUCAAGGAACUCCACCUCCCCGACAAGGCCAUCGACCUCAUCGACAAGGCCGGCGCAAGGGCGCAGAUGCUCGGCAGGGCCCUCGUCAGCGGCUCCGACGUCGAGCACGUCGUGUCGGCGUGCACUGGGAUUCCGGUGGCCGAGGUGUCUAGCAAAGCGUCGCAGUGUCUGCUCAAGUUGGAGGAGGCUUUGAAGCACCGUGUGAUCGGACAAGAUGAGGCCGCGGCGGCCGUGAGCCGCGCCCUCCUCCGAGCUCGCGCCGGAGUCACGGAUGCGACCAAACCCAUUGGCUGUUUCUUGUUCGCCGGCCCCACCGGGGCCGGGAAAACGGAGAUGGCUAAAGUGGUUGCCGAGGAGUAUUUUGGGUGCAAAGAGGCUAUGGUGAGGCUCGACAUGAGCGAGUACAUGGAGUAUCACUCCGUGUCGCGGCUCAUCGGAUCGCCUCCCGGCUAUAUAUGCCACCAAGACGGCGGCCAGCUCACGGAGGCGGUGCGGCGGAGGCCGCACUGCCUCGUCUUGUUCGAUGAGAUUGAGAAAGCACAUCAACAGGUAUUGAAUGUGCUGCUCCAAAUUUUAGACGACGGAAGGCUGACCGACGGCAAGGGCAACACGGUUGAUUUUAGCAACACCGUUGUGAUACUAACGUCGAAUGUGGGAAACGACAUGCUCGAGCGUGCUUUCCAACCGGAACUGCUCAACAGAUUCGACGAAAUCGUGGCGUUCAAGCCGUUGCACAAGGAGCAUAUACAGGAAAUACUCGAAAUCUUGAUCCGCGAAUUCUGCGACAGAGUGGCUUCCAACAAGAAUAUUAACGUUGCGAUUAGCAAAGGAUUGAAGGAAAAGUUGGUUUCCGAAGGAUACGACAUGAGGCAUGGUGCUCGAGCUCUCAAGAGGGCUAUGGCUAGAUUGGUUGAAGAUAAGUUGGCACAUGAAAUCUUGAAUGAGACAGUGGUGGAACAAGAUUCUGUUAUCAUGGAUGUUGGUGUGAAUGAGGAGAUGGUCGUGGUCAAACAUUCCAAAUUCCAAAUUCCAAAUUAUUAUGAGAUGUGGAUUUGGAUUAUUUGUACACAACUACAAUAUCAAUGGUAG